AACCAGCACGGUUGAGCCCUAUGUGUGUGCCAUGGACUCAGCCCUGCAAUAUUGACAAUAGGGUGAACCGAUUAUAUCGCCCUAAAUAACAUUGAAAUAAACCAAACCAACCCCAACAAACAAAAAAACCCAAGCUGGAAGGAAGACUAAGCGGGAAAGCAAAACCAAACAUACGGGAUUUAUCUCCAAUAUCAGGAAAUGUGUCUGUUUUAACCGCGUUUUUCAUUUUUAUGCAGCCAUUGAUGGAACACGGAGGAUUAUUAGCUCACUACAGAGUGUAAAGAGUGGCAGGUUUGGACAGCUUUGAAUAUACAUAUUUAUUUUGCAUUCAUCUACAUCCCAGUAGGACAUUUAAACUGAAUUGGGGAACAUUUUUUAAAAGACAAAAUAAAUAAAUAAAAAAGUAUACACGGGAUCAUCACUCCUCCUGAUCUCCUCCUUCGUUCCCCGGAAACACAGAGGAUCAAAAGGGCUAUGUCCUCAGCAGCCACCUCGCCACCGUCAGUGGACAAAGUGGACGGGUUCUCCCGAAAAUCGGUCAGGAAGGCCAAGCAGAAGCGCUCGCAGAGUUCCUCACAGUUCCGCUCUCAGGGCAAACCCAUCGAGCUCACUCCCCUCCCUCUGCUCAAAGACGUCCCUGCUCAGGAGCAGUCGGAUUUGUUCCUGAAGAAGCUGCAGCAGUGCUGCACCUUGUUCGACUUCAUGGACACGCUCUCUGACCUGAAGAUGAAAGAGUACAAACGCUCAACGCUCAACGAGCUGGUGGACUACGUGACGGUGAGCCGAGGCUACCUCACCGAGCAGGCAUACCCCGAGGUCGUCAAAAUGGUGUCCUACAACAUAUUCCGCACUCUUCCACCCAGCGACAGUAACGAGUUCGACCCAGAGGAGGAUGAACCCACUUUAGAGGCGUCAUGGCCACAUUUACAGCUGGUGUACGAGUUCUUCAUUCGCUUCCUGGAGAGUCAGGAGUUCCAGCCCAGCAUUGCCAAAAAGUAUAUAGACCAGAAAUUUGUUUUACAGCUGCUGGAACUGUUCGACAGCGAGGACCCGCGGGAGAGAGACUACCUUAAAACAGUCUUACACAGAAUCUACGGCAAAUUCCUGGGGCUGAGGGCUUUUAUACGAAAACAGAUAAAUAAUAUUUUUCUACGUUUUGUUUAUGAAACUGAGCACUUCAACGGAGUAGCUGAGUUGUUGGAAAUUUUGGGAAGCAUCAUCAACGGCUUUGCUUUACCUCUGAAAGCUGAACACAAGCAGUUCCUGGUGAAAGUGUUGAUUCCUCUGCAUACGGUCAGGAGUCUCUCGCUCUUCCAUGCACAGCUGGCGUAUUGUAUUGUACAGUUCCUAGAGAAAGACCCCACAUUAACAGAACCAGUCGUUCGAGGACUUCUAAAGUUCUGGCCAAAGACGUGCAGUCAAAAAGAGGUGAUGUUCCUUGGAGAGCUGGAGGAGAUUCUGGACGUGAUCGAACCCACACAGUUUGUGAAGAUCCAGGAGCCGUUGUUCAAGCAGAUCUCCAAAUGCGUGUGUAGUCCUCACUUCCAGGUGGCUGAGCGAGCGCUGUACUACUGGAAUAAUGAGUACAUCAUGAGUCUUAUCGAAGAGAACUCCAACGUCAUCCUGCCCAUCAUGUUUGCCAGCUUGUACAGGAUCUCCAAAGAGCACUGGAACCCGGCGAUCGUAGCUUUAGUGUACAACGUCCUGAAAGCCUUCAUGGAAAUGAACAGCACUUUGUUUGAUGAACUCACUGCCACCUACAAGUCAGAUCGCCAGAGAGAGAAGAAAAAGGAAAAGGAGCGAGAGGAAUUGUGGAAGAAGCUGGAGGACCUGGAGCUGAAGAGAGGCCUGAGGAGCGAUGUUAUUAUUCCCACUUAACGCUGCCCCACCUCUUGCACUUCACCACCCCCUCCCCAGAACACACUCCCAUGGCGUCGGCCACGCCCACAUAGGCCUUGUCUUUUUUUUUUUUUUUUUUUUUUUGUUUGUUUAUUUUCUUGUUUUUGUUUUUUCCUUUCUGUAUUGUGCGACUUACUUUACUGUAGAUUUCCAUCGUCUCUUUCAUUAUUUCAACACUGUAAAUAUUUUUUCCUGCUAUAUUUUUUUCCCCUUUGAGAAUAUUACACUGAAAAAAAAAAAAAACAGACUUUGAAGAAAAAAAAAGUGGCGAAAAAGAGCUCGCUCGUCAAAGUGGGAGUGAGAAAAGGACUUGACCAGAUAGUAGGAUUUAAAAUGAACCGCUACUGUGGAGAGAAAAUGAAAUCAGCUUGAAAACAGCACCCUCACCACUGUCAUAUGAGGAAUCAUCCCUUCCUGCUAACGUUUGUCCAGAUACACACCAUUUCACUCCUUCUCUCUCUCUCUCUCUCUCUCUCUCUCUCUCUCUCUCUCUCUCGCUCCCUUUUCCAUCCUUUUAUCUUGCUCCAGAAAAGUUUCCUCAGAACCUUUUAAUAGCAGAAUUCUCAAAGUGGAAAGGCUAAAUGCUAACCAGCAACCACACACACACACACUAUUUCUUUCACUAACAAACUUUUUCCCUACCCUCUCGGUGCUGCCAGGAUUUCCACUCAUUCUAUCCUGUUUUUUGGGUUUUUUUGGACGACGAAUUCCUCUCUUGAUUCUGCACCAGUCUGGUACUGGUACCAGUAAACUAAAACACGCACCAUUGCUGCAACGACACCGAAGACCCAGUGCCCUGCGCCAAACCUGAGAAACUCGUAUUGUAUGUGUGCGUGCGAAAGUGUGUGUGCACCCGAGUUUCUAACAGUGUUAAAGAUUUUACCUGAAUGCAGCUCUUUGAUCUGUUGUUGAUUGAACUAUUAGAACCUUAGUGCAUAUAUAUAUAUAUAUAUAUAUAUAUAUAUAUAUAUAUAUAUAUAUAUAUAUAUAUAUAUAUAUAUAUAUAUAAUCUUUUUUUCUUAAGGGACUGUCACAGAGUGUUAAAUAUGUACCACUCGCGGUUUCAUUUUCUGCCCCCUCUAGCCAUUUUAACUCCUUAUUUUCAAGUUUCAGCCUUUUAUUUUGUUGCAUAUAUGAGGAGAGAGAGAGAGAGCGGUGGGAUUGUGUGGAGGUCUCCGAUUCACCCAUUUUUUAUUUUUUGUGGUGAGCCUUGAAAUAAAUGACAAAGUCAAAGUGGGUUGGAGAAAUGACAAAUGUUUAAUUAUUUUAAAAAUAAAGACAUAUUAAAUUAAACCUGUUUUGAGAUAA
Messenger RNA from Silurus meridionalis, 3207 nucleotides. RefSeq names its product protein phosphatase 2, regulatory subunit B', epsilon isoform b (gene ppp2r5eb). Gene Ontology annotation, biological process: signal transduction; protein dephosphorylation. Lineage: Eukaryota; Metazoa; Chordata; Actinopteri; Siluriformes; Siluridae. Gene Ontology annotation, molecular function: protein phosphatase activator activity. The transcript has 14 exons. The record is from RefSeq and is a predicted model, not a curated record. Gene Ontology annotation, cellular component: nucleus; cytosol; protein phosphatase type 2A complex. The coding region runs from base 475 to 1878 and encodes 467 amino acids.